AUGAGUGGAAGAACAUCAAGGGGGAGGAAAAGAGCUUCGAAACCCGAUGACAUGCUUUCUCGGGAAGAGUUGGAGGGAAUGUACCCAGCACAAACCCAAGGCACAGGCAAAGAUAAGGUAACCUUCAAAAGACGACGUCGUCUGACUCCCGAACCAGAAAACGAACUGAGACGGAACGAAACUAAAGCGAAGCCGAAGCCAGAUGCACCAAAUUCGUUGAUUCCCUAUGGAACAGGGUCUUACAUUUUAAGCUUAUCAGAAGCAACGGAGAAGUCGUUUGACAAUGCCCUGAUCAGCCCGUUCACCCAACGAGACCUAAUUAUGUGUUUCAUUCGUUUCCCAUGGAAUGCGAAGAACGAGAGUAAGCCGCUUGAGAUGAAUAUCGCAAUCUCCGCAGUAUACAACAUGGAUAAAGUUGCGGAAGUGUUGAUGGAAAAGUUAAACAUUCCAAAAGACGUUAUGAAAAUGGCUGUAUCUCCAGCCUCAAAGCGCUCAGUGAAUGGUACCACUACUCUUCGAGAACUUGCACACAAAGACAUAUACAUGCCACAUGUAUUGUUGAAUGUGAGUAUUGUAGAAACGGAUCCAGCCAAGAAGAAGUUCGAUGAAGCAAGAAAGAGGCAAGAAGAAGAAAGAAAACAACCCAGCCCACAAAGGUCUCAUGGAAACCCUGAUGAUUUGAAUGGAAUCCAAGCCGCACCAGAGACUACCAGAGCUCCGAUCGGUUCCGUAAUUGCUCAUCGAAACAUUGAGGACAUUGAUUAUGUCAAUGUACUUACAAAUGCUUCUCCAGUGGUCCGAAAUUCUGGACAAGAAGUCGUAGCUCCACCUACUAUAAAAGCUACCAUUCCAGCUUCUAUCCAACAGAAUCUUAAUGGAAUGGAAUUGAAUGCGUAUCAUCAACAGUCAAAGCAAGUGCAGCCACCACAACGACCACGGCAUGAGCCGAUUCAGCGGAGAAAUCGAUAUCAACAACGGCAACAAAGGGAGCUUCAAAAAGCUCUUCUGCGCUGUCAACAAGGACCAGGACAACCGAUUCGUCUAGUUCUACCGAUUCCUCAACGACAACAAUUGCCGAUCCAGCAGACAAAUCAACACCAACAACGGCAACAGCUUCAGCCUCAACAAGUUCCUCCCCAGCCACCGCAAAGGCAAGAUCAGCCAAUUCAGCCGAUUCGUCUAGUUCUUCCGAAUCCACAACGGCAAGAACAACUAAUCCACCCAAUCCAACAUGAAGAUCAACUCCAACAACACCAGCAACUGCAGCCUCAACCAGAUCCUCGCAGCCCACCACAACUACACCAUCAACCGAAUUCUGUAGUUCUCCCAAAUUCACAACGGCAACAGCAGCCGAUCCAGGCAAUUCAACAGGAAGAUCAACACCGACAACAGCAAAAACUUCACGCUCAACCAGCUCCUCUCAGCCCACCACAACGACAAGAGCAGCCGAUCCGUCUAGUUCUCCCGAAUUCUCAACGGCAAGGACAACAGACGCAUCAACAGCAACAACGGCAGCAACUUCAGCCUCAACCAGCUCCUCUCCAUCCACAGCAAAAAAUGAAAAAUGUUCCACUUUCGAAGGUUUCCAGCAUGGUUUCUUAUGAAGAUCUUCCUCCCUCGAGAAUCCCUCCUCAUCGUCUUAUACUCAAUCCGACCACCUCUCGUCCACCUCAUCCCGAACAAAAUCAAGGAUUGGAAAAAGACAGAUUUGGUCAUCUCUAUGCAGAAUUUUCGGUGGGGGACAAACGGAGAAUUCUGAACGAAUAUCCAAGCGGAGAUAUAACUGACUAUUCAAAAGCCAAUGAUGACGAGAUUCAUGAAUUUUUCAAAGGGUUCCAACCAACACGCCUUCUACAAAUUCUCAAUAUUAAUAAAGCGAAGUACUUAUUCAAUAUGAAGACUAUUGAAGAUCAGAUGAGGAAGGGAUCAUCUGGGGAAGAAAUGAACAAGAAGUCGAAUUGGCAGGUUUAUAAAGAUAAAACUGACACCAUAGACCGGCAAAUCAGGGUUAUCGAAAAAGCACUAGUAAGUACUACGGUUGACGCGAAUUCGGUCAGAGGGGCUCCACCACAACCACAGCUUCCUCACCAGCAAACCGGUCCAAGUAUCCAGCCGAUUCUCGCGAGAGCUCCCGGCCAGUCUUCUAAUUUGCCAAACGAUCAAACAGCUCAAAAACAACAACCAAUUACAACGGUGGAUUCGAAUUUGGUCAAAGUGGCUCCAUCACAACAACAUCCUCCUCUCCAGCAUGUCGGUCCAAAUAUUCAGCCUAUUCUUGCUAGAACUCCCGGCAAGACGGCUAAUGUAUCAAACGAGCAAUCAGUUCAACAACGACAACCAGUUACUACGGUAGACGCGAGUUCUGCUAGAGUAGCUCCACCACAACAACAGCAUCCUCGCCAGCAAACUGGUUCAAAUGACCAGCCUAUUCUCGCCAGAGCUCCCGACCAAGGAACUGAUUUCUUAAAGAGUCAAACAGUUCAAAAACAACAACCAGUUACUACGGUAGAUGCGAGUAUGGUCAGAGUGGCUCCAUCACAACAACAGCUUCCUCGCCAGCAAAUCGGUUUAAAGAUUUCGCCGAUUCUUGCGAGAUCUCCCGGCCAGGCCUAUAGUUUGCCAAGUGGUCGAAUAGUUCAAAAACAGCAACAACCAGUUAAUACGGUAAACGCGAACUUGGUUAGAGUGGCUUCAUCACAACAACAGCCUCCUCGCCAACAAAUCGGUCCAAAUGUUCAGCCAAUUAUUUCGAUAUCUCCUGGUCAGUUAUCUAAUUUGUCAAAAGGGCAAAUAGUUCAACAACGACCACAGCAACAACCAAUCAUUACGGUAGACACGAAUUUGGUCAGAGUGUCUCCAUCACAACAACAACAACAACAACAACAACAACAACAACAACAGCCUCCCCGCCAGCAAACUGGUCCGAAUGUUCAGCCUAUUCUUGCGAGACCGCCCGGCCAGUCCUCUGAUUUGCCAAGCGGACAAACAGUUCAAAAACAACAACCAAUUACUACGGUAAACGCGAAUUUGGUCAGAGUGGCUUCAUCACCACAACAACCUCCUCGCCAGCAAAUCGGUCCAAAAAUUCAACCAAAUAUUGCGAGAGCUCCCGACCAGGGCUCUGAUUUGUCGAACCGUCAAACAGUUCAGAAACAACCACAACCAAUUUCUACGGCAAACGCGAAUCCGGUCAGAGUGGCUUCAUCACAACAACCGGCUCAUCGCCAGCAAAUCGGUCCAAAUAUUUCGCCAAUGCUUCCGAGAGCUAAUUUGUCAAACAGCCAAACAGUUCAACAAAGACAACAGCAACCAAUUACUGCGGUAGAGGCGAAUUCUGUCCGAGUGGCUCCAUCACAGCAACAGGUGAGUUAUAUUUUCCAGCAUCGCCAGCAAAUUGGUCCAAAUAUUUCACCAAUUAUUGCGAGACUUCCCGGCCAGUCCUCUAGUUCGUCAAACGGUCUUACAAUUCAACAACAGCAACAAUCAACUCCGAAAGCGCCUGGUCAAUAUACGCAUCCUUCAAGUGCUGAACCAAUCCGACCACACGAACUGCAACAACUCCAUAGAACUCCUGGCCAGAACGUACCACUACCAGGCGGUCUAUCAACGCAAAGAACGCUUACAUACCAAAGAGUUCCUGGACCAGUGAUAGUUUCUUCUAAUGGUCAACCAAUAAAACUUCCGCCUGGUUUGGUUGCUACAAACCAAAGAAUUCAAUUGCCAGCUGGAGCCUUUAAUAGAGUCACUACAGUAAGGAAUAACCAACGGCCACCACCACCACAACCGCCACAUCGGAGCACCCUUCUACAAGACAAAAAGUCGCCAAAGUUCCAUUUCAUAAAAAUUAUCGAUGCACAAACGGAGAUGUUUAUAAGAGAAUGGCAUUUCGAGUCGAAUCCAAAACAGCGGUUAGUUUUUUUUUUUUUUAAAUCAACAAUGGAAUCAUUUAAUUUAUUUUUUCAGCCAUUCAAUAGAAACAACACAAUAAAAGCUGUUCACGAGUUAUCCUCUUUUGCCGAUGAGUAUGAUUAUGCUCCAACAGACUUCUUGACACCAUACUACAAAACAAAUGUAUAUCCGAAGCCCGGAGAGAGAAUGACCCAGAAGAUGUUCUAUUGGUAUGAAACUCGAAAACGAUGGGAUGCGGCUGGUGUCAAGAUUCCAGUACUUAAUCAAGAAGAUCAAUUUAAACUUAAAUCUGCAUUACAAGAUAUUCAACCUUACAAUUCGAAUCUCCAGGCUUACCGAUCCACCGGUUUCUCAUCCACCAAAGACAUUCUCAAAGUGAUAUGUUUUUUAGAUUUAGAAAUGCUUUAA
Molecule: messenger RNA, 4317 nt
Organism: Caenorhabditis briggsae
Lineage: Eukaryota; Metazoa; Nematoda; Chromadorea; Rhabditida; Rhabditidae
Exons: 13
Coding region: 1-4317 (1438 amino acids)
Source: RefSeq, a predicted model, not a curated record